Parasteatoda tepidariorum (common house spider) is the source of this 1987-nucleotide messenger RNA. It is a transcript of the gene Hcs, whose product is annotated as holocarboxylase synthetase-like protein. The record is from RefSeq and is a predicted model, not a curated record. Gene Ontology annotation, cellular component: cytoplasm. Gene Ontology annotation, biological process: protein modification process. Lineage: Eukaryota; Metazoa; Arthropoda; Arachnida; Araneae; Theridiidae. Gene Ontology annotation, molecular function: biotin--[biotin carboxyl-carrier protein] ligase activity.
GUUAAUAUCUUCAUCUUGGACUUUUUUUUCUUCUUAGUCUCUAACUUCCUGUUAUUUACAUUCAUCGUAAGAUGAAGUGAAAAUAUUAAGCUAUAAUGAGGAAUGUCCUUGAACAAAGUUCAUGUUGAUUAAACUUAAUGUUAAUUUUUGUUACCGAGCGUUUGCAUUUUAUCAAAAAUAUUAUCGUUUUAAACUUUUAAGAAAAAUGUCUUCUUUCUCAGCUGUAGUCAAACCUCCUAACGUGUUGGUUUUUACUGCUGAAAAAAUAUAUAAACACGCGGCCGAAAAUCUUGGAAAAUGUUUAUGUAUUGAUAAAUAUCUGAUCUAUCAUCUUAAGCAAGACCAAGUGCUUACUACACCUUGGAUGGAAAAUGCCGUUCUAUUAGUGGUUAUUUCGGACGAUAUCGAAGAAAAUAUCGUGAAGGAAUUCAUUCAGUUUGUGAAGAAGGGAGGUAAAUUAUUAGCUGUGAGUUCAAACAUUAAAGUUCCAGGCAUUUGCUCUUAUGAAUGCAUAGAAGAAAAAAUUGUUUCUGUUACUUAUAAAGGUUUAGCAAAUGCUGACCUAUAUCGUGGAAAGUACAUGUUCUCAACUGAAAAUGGAUGCGUUCUUGCACAUGACGAUAAAAAUAAACCAGUGAUUUUCGAAGUGAAAUUAAGUGAUGGAACAAUAAUUAUAUCAUCCGUAUAUUUAGGAUUUAAUAUUUCUGCUUCAGGUACAGAGAAGCGAAUAGAAAAUUCUGAAGCCAAUCUUUCAGUCUUAAAAAGUAUAUUAUCUGAAAAGUUGAACUUAGAAGGUCACAUUUCAGACAUACCUGCACCAUCAUGUGGCUAUGUGAUUGUUGAAAAGGACGCACAGAUUGAAGAUAUGAUGAAAUUUAUGUCAAUUUCAGAAAUUUCGUUAGAAAAAUCAAUAAAAUCAUCAGCUGAAAAAGGUCAAUCUUCUGACAUUAAAGUUCCUUUGCUUUUUCAUUAUGAUGAUUUAAAACCUAGCCUCUUUGAUAAAUCAGCAUAUUUUUCUGCUCUAAGAACUAGUUAUUUUGGUAGACCUGUAGUUUUUUUCCCAGUUGUUACAUCAACUAUGUACCCUGCAGAGCAUUUAUCUAAUCACCCAGGCGUAGUCGUUAUAGCCAGUCGUCAAAUAUCCGGAAAAGGAAGAGGCGAAAACAUGUGGAUAAGUCCAGAAGGGGCAGCCGCUUUUACUCUUCAUUUUCCAUUGAUGCUUUCGUCGAAACUCGGCCAAAGAAUGUCGCUUAUGCAACACAUGGCAUCAUUAGCGCUUGUCCAUGGAUUGCGAAAAAAAGAUGGAUACGAAAACUUAGAGUUCCGUCUUAAGUGGCCGAAUGACAUUUUUUAUGAAAAAGACAAGAAGAUUGGCGGUGUUCUUGUCAACACUACCAUACAAGGCGAUGUCGUUCAUACUUACAUUGGGAUCGGACUUAAUGUUGUCAAUGUGCAUCCAUCAGUAUGUGUCAACAGUGUUAUUAAAGAUUUCAAUGUAAAGCAUGGAAAGUCUUUAAAACCGUUAAAAGUUGAAGAAAUAAUUGCUUCCACUUUAAACGAAUUGGAAACUUUGGUGAAUGAUUUUACCGAUUCUGGUAUUGCAAGGUUUUUGGAUUUGUAUUACAAGUACUGGAUUCACCAAGACCAGAGUAUCACCUUAGCCGGUACUAACGUAAAGGCAAUUGUGAAGUCUAUCGAUGAAUAUGGAUUUCUUAUUGUUGAAACUGAAGAUGGCAAAAAGCUGUCUUUGCAACCUGAUGGAAAUCGUUUUGACAUAAUGAAAAAUUUAAUUGUUGCCAAAGAGAUUCAUCUAUAAAAAAUAAAAUUGAAAAUCUUGUAUGAUUUAAAAAAAAAGUUAUUUAAUUACCUGAAAACGGAAGUUAUUACCUGAACUGUUAUUACAAAUUUUUUUUGUAUACAGUAACUGCCGAAGUUCUGUUUAUACAUACAUGACCUUCUAAUUUUAACUUCAUAAUUCAAUUUGUUU